ACAUCACUCACUCUCCGGCCAGGACUAAAAACACGACAUUUGAAGAUCAAUCAUGCGCUGUUGCGUACCUAGAACAUUAAGUGUCAUUAGUAUAUAAAAAUUGAAUGGUUGGAGCGGAUGUGUGCAGUUACGACAGUGUCCCCGACAUCACGGCGAGGAUAGUGAACCCGGCUGGAGGCUGGUCAGGGAUCGGGACUGGACAAAGCUUAGUGACAUGACAACUCACCACAUCUUGUACUGACCACAGACACAAACAUUGCUGAAGGUGGGGUAGAGGCUCACGAUGAGGGUGAAUGACGUUGUUCACAGUGUGAUGUCGGUGGUUGUGGGCGUCCAGUUGCUUGGUGACGUUGUAGGCGACAUGCCGCCGUUCCUGAGAAGGGCUAUACAGCCUCCACUCUCCGUGAACCCUGCAUCCCAUGGGCUGAUGUUGAAGAUACCCACCCGUGAUUCUGACCUUCUCAGACUCAAACCCAGAAAGAAACAUCUCAAGACACACAAACUCAUGAAAAGACUUUCUGGGGAUUUUGACAAAAACUUCAUGUCUGUCGAAAGACCGAGCCUUGUUAACGAAGUGAUAGUUCAACAAGUACAAGACGACACCGUGGACGCCGUGCAGAGACUCGACAUCGACCUGACCGACAUCAACGGCAUUCAACUCCAGCUGAACCAGUCGGUGAUACAAGCGAUGCAGUCUUGGCUGGUCCGGAGGGCGUCGUGCCCAGUACACUACCUCUGGGAGGACCUCGGUAGCUUCUUCUGGCCGCGCUGGAUUAAGCGUGGUGAGUGUGUAGGGACUCCUUCCUGUUCCUGGCCGCCGGGGAUGCACUGUAUCCCCACUAAAUCACGACGAAUCAAGAUUCUCAGGUGGCACUGUCGACCGUGGCGGGGGAACAGAGGUCGUGGCAGGCGACCCUCAAAGCAUGGCGGGAAAGCGGAUGACGACUCCAAUGACACAGAAGGGUGGGUGAGACCCCACAGGGGACGCCAUGUUAAACUCGGGAAGAGAUGUAAAUGGGUGAAGGUGCCGUACCCCAUCACAGACUCGUGCUAUUGCGGAUGUUGAGUAGGACGACCUUAACCAGACUACAAGGAUGCUGUGAAUCAAGGUGUAUAGCCUCACGGGACACCAAGUGGCGCUGAUACGACAUAUGCAUAACAGCUAUUCAAAAUAUGCGGACUUGGUAUAUAGAGGGCUCUUGUUGUGUAGUCAGGUAACUAUGGCCCCAUGCUGUAACCAUUGGCGAUCAAGGCAUGGAAGGUGAACAUGCGGGAAUUCUUGUUCCGGUUGAUUGGCAGCGCCGGAAGUAGAGUAUUUCCGUUACAUCAAAUGUGAUGCAUAUUAAUGUUGUACAUAUGUGUGUAUAAUAUAGGUGUAGUGUUGUGCUGUCAUAACCACGUGGCAUAUUAUAGCACUGCUUACAACACAGUUAUAAUGUGUUUGACAAAGGGAGUUUCUCGCUGACGCAAAUGUUAUCAUAAGUCGACCUGCCACCUAUGACCACCGGAGAUUGCCGAGUGUCAGCGGAGUUAACAGAAUCUUUGGUUUGAUCGUUGACCCAAGUCGCUCAAGACAACAGCUUGUACAAUAACCAGGUGUCUAAGGUUGUACAGAUCAAUGUUGUAAAUGUAAUAUUGUUGCAUCGUUCGUGUUAUUUCGUUCCUGACAAAACUGGAUUAAUGGAACUCUCAGAAAUGAGAGAAAGUAGGAAGAAUUUUAAUCACGUGAUAGUUCUGGUCAAUGUAUACGGAUAGCCCUGAAGCAUUCGUCAGAUAAUACUUGUUAUUACUC
Haliotis rubra (blacklip abalone) is the source of this 1792-nucleotide messenger RNA. RefSeq names its product noggin-2-like. Gene Ontology annotation, biological process: dorsal/ventral pattern formation; negative regulation of BMP signaling pathway; osteoblast differentiation. The transcript has 2 exons. NCBI's taxonomy places the organism in Eukaryota, Metazoa, Mollusca, Gastropoda, Lepetellida, Haliotidae. The record is from RefSeq and is a predicted model, not a curated record. The coding region runs from base 284 to 1066 and encodes 260 amino acids.